Messenger RNA from Myotis brandtii (Brandt's bat), 2160 nucleotides. It is a transcript of the gene SH3BGRL, whose product is annotated as SH3 domain binding glutamate-rich protein like. The transcript has 4 exons. Lineage: Eukaryota; Metazoa; Chordata; Mammalia; Chiroptera; Vespertilionidae. The record is from RefSeq and is a predicted model, not a curated record. The coding region runs from base 227 to 571 and encodes 114 amino acids. Gene Ontology annotation, cellular component: cytoplasm.
AUGCAAACAAGUCUGUGCCUUCCGGGAUUUGGGGCAGGGACUACAGAGUUCCCAGCGCAGUGAGAGCAGCCAAGGGAGGAGGCGGGGUUCUGGCGAGAUCAGCCUUCCCCAUUCCCCCACCCUUCUCUUCCAACCUCUGCUCGGCCCCUAGCUCAAUUCCAGCCGUUGCUGCAGCUGCUCUCAAGCCAUUUGCAGGACCCAAACAACCUCAACCACUGUUCCCAGGAUGGUGAUCCGUGUGUAUAUUGCAUCUUCCUCAGGCUCUACGGCGAUUAAGAAGAAACAGCAAGAUGUGCUUGGUUUUUUAGAAGCUAACAAAAUAGGAUUUGAAGAAAAAGAUAUUGCUGCCAAUGAAGAAAAUCGGAAGUGGAUGAGAGAAAAUGUACCUGAAAACAGUCGACCAGCUACAGGGUACCCCCUACCACCUCAAAUUUUCAAUGAAAGCCAGUACCGUGGGGACUAUGAUGCCUUCUUUGAAGCCAGAGAAAAUAAUGCAGUGUAUGCCUUUUUAGGCUUGACAGCCCCACCAGGUUCAAAGGAAGCAGAAGCACAGGCAAAGCAGCAAGCAUAAACCUUAAACAUUCUGCCCUACACAUCCUGGAAAAGGAAUCUCCAUUAUUUUUAUAAAAGAGCAGAAUUAUCUUGGCUUCAAAAGAAAUAGGCUGUCUUGAAAUAAUAGAUUCGUUGGUGUUUUUGCAUGCAAACAAUCAAACUGAAUACAUAAUUAAAUGUGAAUGUCGUGAUGAGGAGAAUGUGAAUGAACAUAAAAUUUUAAGUAGAUGUUAUGGAAUAGUUUUGUUAUCUGCCAAGACAUUUUAUGUACUUCAAUGAUUUUAAAAAGCAAACACUUCUGUACUUUGUUGGUAUUAUUAUUGCAGCUUAAGUAUAUCUGUAGCUCUACAUUGAGGAAUUUAAAAAGGAGAGAAAGAAUCUGUCUUUUGUUCCCAAAUUGCCUCACUAAUUUUAGUGUGUCUUUUCUAGUGAUGUUAUUGUGACUAAAAAGUAGUUGCAGGUAAUUUUGAUGAUAUGGAAGACAUUGUAAUUUCCAAUGGUAAUUAUAACAUUCCCAUUAUUUUGUAGUUGAAACCUAUAUGUACUGGAGUACAGGUUUUCCAGGCUUCUAAAUGUAGCCUUUCAUUGCAUAUUUCAGUGAUUAGAAUAGAUGACCUCCCACAAAAUAAUGCAUUUGUUUGACAGAUUUUUUGCUUAACUACACAGCAAAAUGAUGUAAUCAUGUUUUGAAGUUGCUUGCUCCAGUGAAAUAUGCAUACGUAUGUUAUGAAAGUGGGAUGAUAAGUACAUUUAAAGUGGCAUUCUUUUGUAAAGAGCUCAGACUUUUAAUUAACUGUUAUAAAAUAGGUCAACAUUAAUUGCUUAAGUCUGUUUGGGGGGGUCUUUGCUAGCAGUAUCUUAGUGGUUUCCUCCUUUUAAAAUAAAUUGUGAUAGCAAAUGCUACUAUCUCUCAGAUAUUUGAUCUUUGUAUUUCAUCAUGGCCACAUAGUGUAUGAAUACAUUAAAUCUAAGUACAGGAAAUAUUUUCUAUGCCUCUAUUCCAGUGAAUAGUAUAAGUGUCAGAUAAAAAGGUCAAUUUUAAAAUGUUAAUUCUAAAGACUUCUAAGAUGACAAGAAACAUCAUGGCCUGAGUCACCGACCCACAAGGAAUAUACAUUGUACUUUAGUUCCACACUACUGUAUUAAUAAAACACUUUUUAAAAUUACUUUUUCAUUGUCAUUUGAAGUGUUUAAGUCUGUGCUCUUUGCAAAAAUCAACAUAUAAUGAAAACAUGGCUUUGUUUACAGAGAUUCAAACUUGAUGUGAUGCUUUAAAAUAAACUCAGUACUGUUGGAAAUACAAUUGAUGAGUUCCUGGAGUUCUAGAUAGUUUAAUAAUGAAUUUAGGUGAGUAGUGCAAAUUUUUGAGAUAUAAUAACAAAGAAAACAUUUUGGAUGCAGUUUCUAAAUUUCAUUUUUAGGGUCCUAAAUUUUGCAAUACACACUAGAGUCAAACAAAAAAAUAUUCCAUUGUUUUGUGUAUAAAAAUAUGCUCUGGAGAACAUUAGAGAAAACAGGGUGUUUUGUAAUAGAUUCUGGAAAAUGUUUUUAAAAAUUGGUCAAUAUUUUUUCCUGAGCUUUAUUAAAUGCUGAUGAUGCUACUUUUAA